AUGCCCGCCACCACCAGUGCCCAACGCCCUGAGGAUGCUAAUGUCCUCCCGGUGACGGAGCGGCAGAGGACAUUUCAAACACCUUCAUCGCCAGCAGCAAAGAAAUCCAAGGGCAAGACGGCAUGGUGGCGCAUUCACCUAUUUCGCGGCAUGGUCAACGAUGUCCACCGGCGUGGGCCAUACUACGUGAGCGACUGGACAGACGCCUGGGACUAUCGCGUCGUCCCGGCCACGGUCUACAUGUACUUUGCCAACAUCUUGCCCGCGCUAGCCUUCUCCCUCGACAUGUUCCAGAGCACGGCGUCCAGCUACGGCGUCAACGAGGUGCUGCUCUCUUCCGUCCUCGGAGCUGUCGUCUUUGCCCUGGCGGCUGCGCAGCCGCUUGUCAUUGUCGGCGUUACGGGACCGAUUACCGUCUUCAACUACACCGUCUACGACAUUAUACAUCCCACCGGCGUCGACUACCUCGGCUUCAUGGCCUGGAUCGGCAUAUGGUCUCUUAUCCUCCACUGGAUCCUCGCCGUCACCAACUCGUGCAACUGGCUUCGCUGGGUCACACGUUUCCCUUGCGACAUCUUUGGCUUCUACGUCGCCUGUAUCUACCUGCAAAAGGGCGUCCAGGUACUUGACCGCCUCGGCCACGGCCCGGAUUUUUACCUGUCCCUCGUCGUCGCCCUGCUCGUCUUCCUCGUCGCGUACGCUUGCAGCAUGGUCGCCGACAGCAACCUCUUCCGCCACCAGGUCCGCGUCUUCCUGAAAGAUUACGGCACGCCACUCACUCUCAUCUUCUUCACCGGCUUCGUCCACAUCGGCCGCAUGCGCGAGGUCCCGCUGCAGCGGCUGCCGACCGGCAUCGCCUUUGAGCCGACCACGGAGCGCAGCUGGUUGGUCCGGUUCUGGGAGCUCGGCGUUGGCGACGUCUUUACCGCGCUGCCUUUUGCCAUCCUUCUCACCAUUCUCUUUUGGUUUGACCACAACGGUAAGAACACGUCAGCCUCAUCUCAUCCCAUGCCUCACCAGCUAACAACAUUACCCCGGCCAGUCUCCUCCCUCAUCGCCCAGGGCAGCGAGUUCCCCCUCCGCAAGCCCGCCGGCUUCCACUGGGACCUGUUCCUGCUCGGCCUCACUACCGGCGUCGCUGGCCUCCUCGGGCUGCCCUUUCCCAACGGCCUCAUCCCGCAGGCCCCCUUCCACACCGCCUCACUCUGCGUCACGCAAUCCGCCAAGCCCCACGACAACGACAACGACAGCAGCGACCUCAUCCCCCCGGAGGCCACCACCGCCACCACCAUCGCUACCCACGUCGUCGAGCAGCGUGCCUCCAACCUCGCUCAGGGCCUGCUCACCCUCGGCACCAUGACCGGCCCGCUGCUCGUCGUCCUGCACCUCGUCCCGCAAGCCGUCCUCGCCGGUCUCUUCUUCAUUAUGGGCGUCCAGGCCCUCGCCGACAACGGCAUCACCGCCAAGCUCGCCUUCCUCGCCCGCGACCGCCACGCCCGCCCGCCCGCCGCUGACGCCCCGCUGCGUGCCAUCAAGCGUCGCGCCGCCGUCUGGUGGUUCGUCACCGUCGAGCUCGUCGCGUUCGCCGCCACCUUUGCCAUCACCCAGACCGUCGCCGCUGUCGGCUUCCCCGUCUUCAUCCUCGCGUUGAUCCCCGUCCGCGCGCUCGUCCUACCCCAGCUCUUCCACCCCGACGAGCUCGCGCGCCUCGACGCGCCCACCGCGUCCGCCUUCACCAUGGAGGGCAUCGGCGGCUCCUGGGGCGGCGGCAGCUCCGAGCCUGGCGGGGACUCGAUGCCGCCGCAGGGCGAGAAGGGGGAGGCCACAUGGCAGCCUCGCGUGAGUCCUCGCGAUGGCGGCGUGGUAGAGGGCGACGCCCGCGACGUCUCCCCGCCGCCGGGCAGCGCGUUCCGUCGCCGCAGACCUAGCUCGGCACCCGACGGCGGGGUUGCGAGCUCCGGCUUGUCCGCGCAAGAAACGGGGAGGGCAUAG
Molecule: messenger RNA, 1992 nt
Organism: Cordyceps fumosorosea ARSEF 2679
Lineage: Eukaryota; Fungi; Ascomycota; Sordariomycetes; Hypocreales; Cordycipitaceae
Product: anion exchange family protein
Exons: 4
Coding region: 1-1992 (663 amino acids)
Biological process (GO): borate transport; monoatomic anion transport; monoatomic ion homeostasis
Cellular component (GO): plasma membrane; fungal-type vacuole
Molecular function (GO): borate efflux transmembrane transporter activity; solute:inorganic anion antiporter activity
Source: RefSeq, a predicted model, not a curated record